Messenger RNA from Triticum aestivum (bread wheat), 534 nucleotides. RefSeq names its product UDP-glycosyltransferase 73C5-like. The record is from RefSeq and is a predicted model, not a curated record. Gene Ontology annotation, molecular function: UDP-glucosyltransferase activity. Lineage: Eukaryota; Viridiplantae; Streptophyta; Magnoliopsida; Poales; Poaceae. The coding region runs from base 1 to 534 and encodes 177 amino acids. The transcript is spliced from 3 exons.
AUGACCGACGUGUCAGCAUGUGCGGCUGUCAUCGGAUUGUGGUAUAUUCAAGGUGCCACUUCCGCUGCCACAGCCAAUGCUGGCCAUGACCCCCGCCCGCAGUGGCGAUGGUCGGGUGACAUCGCAAGGGAGCUCAGCAUCCCGAGGCUCGCCUUUAUUGGAUUUUGUGGCUUCUCGUCCCUGGUCAGGCACAUCACUUUUCAGACCAAUGUAUUUGAUCAUGUCAAAGAUGAAAAUGAGCUCAUCACGAUCACGGGGUUCCCUACAUCACUAGAGUUGACGAAGACUAAAUCCCCUGGAGGCCUUUCCAUUCCGGGUGCGGACCAAAUCCAUGGAAUGAUCCUUGAAGAGGUGCUGAGAUGCGAUGGUGAGGUCAUUAAAAGCUUUCAGGAGCUUGAGGCAUUGUACAUCGAAUCGUUUGAGCAGAUGACAGGAAAGAAGGCCCGGACAAGUGGGCCAAUGUGUCUCUGCCACCGAAACAACAACACAGUGGCCGCAAGAGGAAUCAAGACAUCAACGGAUGAGGCACAUUAA